Messenger RNA from Nilaparvata lugens (brown planthopper), 2565 nucleotides. Its product is annotated as pescadillo homolog. Gene Ontology annotation, biological process: maturation of LSU-rRNA from tricistronic rRNA transcript (SSU-rRNA, 5.8S rRNA, LSU-rRNA); ribosome biogenesis. Gene Ontology annotation, cellular component: PeBoW complex; nucleolus. Gene Ontology annotation, molecular function: RNA binding. The record is from RefSeq and is a predicted model, not a curated record. Lineage: Eukaryota; Metazoa; Arthropoda; Insecta; Hemiptera; Delphacidae.
GAUCAACAUAACCUCUUUGAUUGAAGUUUAGCUUCUGUCACCUCGUGGUGAUUUGUUAUUGCAACUUGUUUAUUUAUUAUUGGGUUUGUGUUAAUAUUUAGGAUUAAAAAUGGGGAUGAGAAAGAAGAAGUUUAAAGCGGGAGAAGCUACAGAGUACUGGAGCAGAACCACGGCCAUGAAAAAGCUCCAACUGUCUUUGAAAGAUUUUCGCAGAUUGUGUAUUUUGAAAGGAAUAUAUCCAAGAGAACCAAGGAAUAGAAAGAAGGCCCAACGCGGGGACACCUCCAUCAAAACACUUUACCACAAAAAGGACAUACAGUUCUUGAUGCAUGAGCCAAUCAUAUGGAAAAUACGCGAACAACGAACCCAUGGCAAGAAAAUUGGUCGCGCUCACUCAUUGAAAGAGUUCAAAGAAAUGAAACGGCUUCUCAACUCCUACCCGGAAAUGAAAUUGGAUCAUCUUGUUAAAGAAAGAUACCCGACAUUCAUCAGCGCUCUACGUGACCUGGACGACUGUCUGACAAUGUGCUUCCUGUACGCCUCGUUUCCGCUGGUGAACCCGUUGCCGCGCGAACAGCCCCUGCUCUGCCGCCGGCUGAGCUUUGAGUUCAUGCAUGCUGUGAUUGCCGGCCAAUGGCUGCGUAAGGUCUUCAUCUCCAUUAAGGGCUACUACUUUCAGGCUGAGAUCAAGGGCCAAACGGUCACCUGGAUUAUGCCGCAUCACUUCUGUUUUGCGCCCACUACAAAAGACGAUGUGGAUUUCAAGAUCAUGUCGACUUUCACUUCAUUCUACCUGGUGCUGUUGGGAUUUGUCAACUACAGACUCUAUCAUUCUCUCAAUCUAUCCUACCCUCCAAAAGUUACAUUUGUUGAUCCUGACACUGACUCGAAUCUGAUGGACAGAGAGAACUCUCUGUGUGAGAGGGUAGCAGCUCUGAACAUUCCACUACAAAAAGCAACGCAAGCGCAACCAGUUGAGGAAGAAGAAUGCGAGAUUGAUACGUUCAAUACGGGUGAGAGCGAAGAGCAACUGGAAAAGGCCAGAAUCGAAGCCGAGAAGAUCAAGAAGCUGAAGACGCUGUUCAAAGGGCUGAAAGUGUUCGUGAACCGCGAAGUGCCGCGCGAACCAAUCGUGUUCACGCUGCGAUGCUUCGGUGCCGAGGUGUCCUGGGAUGAGUCACUCAUGGUCGGCUCCACCUUCAAUGAAACCGACGAAACCAUCACACAUCAGAUUGUCGACAGACCAAUGAUCGACAAGCAGUAUAUAUCGAGGUAUUACGUUCAACCACAAUGGAUAUUCGACUCAGUAAACACGAGAGAACUGUUGCCUGAAGACAGAUACUUUGUGGGAAUGAGGCUGCCUCCUCAUCUGUCUCCGUUCGUCGAAACUCACGAGAAAUCAGACGAUUACGUUCCUCCCGAACAGAUUGUCAUGGAGACUGACGGAAAUACUGAAUCAAUCAGUUCUCUGCUUCCAACUAACAAACGCAAGAAGAAGAAUAAGGAGAGGAAGACAAAGGAUAACAGUGACAACGAAGAUGGAGGAAAUGAAGAGAAAGAGCCGAUUACCUCUGAGAAUGUUGAUCGAGAACAAGUGAUUGAGAGACUCAGGGAAGAGAAGACAAGGUGGGAGAAGUUGAAAGAGUCGCGGUCCCAAUCAAUCAGUUCUCUGCUUCCAACUAACAAACGCAAGAAGAAGAAUAAGGAGAGGAAGACAAAGGAUAACAGUGACAACGAAGAUGGAGGAAAUGAAGAGAAAGAGCCGAUUACCUCUGAGAAUGUUGAUCGAGAACAAGUGAUUGAGAGACUCAGGGAAGAGAAGACAAGGUGGGAGAAGUUGAAAGAGUCGCGGUCCCAAUCAAUCAGUUCUCUGCUUCCAACUAACAAACGCAAGAAGAAGAAUAAGGAGAGGAAGACAAAGGAUAACAGUGACAACGAAGAUGGAGGAAAUGAAGAGAAAGAGCCGAUUACCUCUGAGAAUGUUGAUCGAGAACAAGUGAUUGAGAGACUCAGGGAAGAGAAGAACAUUUUCGACUCAAGUUUCAAAAUUCUGAAGAAUCUAUUUCUAUUAUUUUAUUUAUUUCUCAUUGGAUGUUUUGUUACAGAAUCAAUCAGUUCUCUGCUUCCAACUAACAAACGCAAGAAGAAGAAUAAGGAGAGGAAGACAAAGGAUAACAGUGACAACGAAGAUGGAGGAAAUGAAGAGAAAGAGCCGAUUACCUCUGAGAAUGUUGAUCGAGAACAAGUGAUUGAGAGACUCAGGGAAGAGAAGAAAAAGAAAAUGGGCGUCAAAGAAGGACAGCCUGUGAAAGAGGAUCCCAACGAAAAGAAGGCAAUUGACAGACAGGAAUUGAAGCUAAGGGAGAGAAUGAUUCCGCGAAAGUACAAGAACCUCUACAACAGCAUGGUGAAGGAGAAGACAGAUAAGAGACGUGACAAGAAUGUGCUUCUGAGAAAGAGGAUCAAGUUGGAAAAGAAGAAGAAACGAGAGGCAGCUGAAGCCAGUGCCCAACAAUAAACACGUUGUGUAUGUAUUCUGUUGCAAUAAAUGCUCUUAUUUUUAAA